UCCCAGCAACAAUUUCAUCCUGUGAGCUCCUAAAUGCUUCAGCUGUCCAAUUCACCUGGGAGAGAUACAUCUGAACUUUGAAUGAGAAACUCUACAAAAUUAUGCCAUAAGUCGGUCUCACAGGGCGAAUAUCCUAUUCAACUUACUGGAAAUCAAUUGCAAAUGAGUGGCACCUGGACUACAUGACCAUCCAAAUGAACUGGACUCUCAGGGAGAACAUUUGUGCCACAACUGAGGAGUGUUGGGGCUCUCGUGGUGGAGAUGCCUCAAAUGCGCCCCUUAACUUCCCUCAGAUUUGUCCACUCCAGCUGCAGUAUGGUGACAAACUGUUACUGGCCACAGAUGAGAUGCUGACUUUAUAUGGUGUCAGAAUUCUCAACGUCUCUCAGGAAAAUUUUGAAAGUUGUUCAACAAACAGACUAAGAAGCGACCAGUUUGUUUUCCCUCAGAACAUGAAUGGAAGCAAAGAAGUGGAUGCUAAGUGGCUUGGGCCGGGCCACCACUAUUUAAUUGCUCUGCACAACGACGACACUCAGCUGUGUAAGCACGGCUUAAGGCUCAACGUACUGGUCAAGACACAACUUUGUCAGGCUUCUCCGAGGCUUUCACUAUGUUCUGGAAAGGGUCUUUGUCGAUCGGACGGUUGGGAAGGGACAUAUUCGUGUCUAUGUCACCACGGGUACUCUGGGAGGUUUUGCGAAACAUUUGACGCUUGCUUUGACAGUCCUUGUAAAAACAAAGGGGUGUGUUUGAGCAACAGUUCUGCAGAACCGAACAACACCAUGUUCACGUGUCUGUGCCCUCCACAUUUUUCAGGAACAACCUGCUCUGAAAUUAUUGGAAAGGAAAACUGUGACAGAAUGUGUACAAACGGUACAUGUGUUCAAGUGUCAUCUAUCGCCUUCUCAUGCGUCUGUAGAGCAGAAUUUUCAGACACACCUUGUGAGAGAAAAUCUACUUGUGAUCCAAAUCCAUGCGGAAAUGGAGGUGUUUGUGAGAUGACUCCCAAAGGUCUGGUCUGUCAUUGUCCUGCAAACUUCAGUGGCUUCUACUGCGACUCUGCAUUCACGGUGGAUUGCACGUCAGACAUAUGUCAGCAAGAACAAAUUUGUGGAGCAGGAGAACAUGCCUCUGAAUGUGUGUGUGCAGAUGGUAAAGUAGUCCCAGCAUGUAAAAGAAGACGGCAGAACGUGUGCAGCCCAUCACCAUGCCUCAAUAAUGCCACCUGUGUGUCCAGAGGCCACGAUUAUGUGUGCAGAUGUCUGCGUGGCUUUUCAGGGAAGAACUGUGAAGAAGUAAAUGACUACUGCCUUGUGCUCAAUAUCAACUGUCUAAAUGAGGGAUUGUGUUUGAGUGUAAUUGCCGGAUAUCAGUGUAUCUGUAAACCUGGAUGGACGGGAGAGUUUUGUCAGUACGUAAGCGAUGCAUGCCUUGUAAAAACCAACAGCUGCUUGAAUGGAGCCACGUGUAUUACAACAAGCCAGGUGACGUCCCCUCCACAGUACAUGUGCAAAUGUCCAGAUGGAUUUGCAGGAACACACUGUGAAACGGAUAUCAACGAGUGUCACUCCAACCCCUGCCGGCACAAUGGCACAUGCUUUGACUUGGUGGGAUAUUAUGAAUGCCAGUGUCCCACAGGUUUCCUUGGCAAGAAUUGUGAAAUAGACAUAGACGCUUGUGCCCUUAACUACACAUGUCCACCCAAGACUCAGUGUUUGGAUCUUUCUGAUGGACUUAAUUAUACUUGCCGUGUGCCCUGCCCUUCAAACCUUCAGCCAUGUGCCAAUGGAGGGCGCUGUGUGUUGAACAGUGGUAACAGCUAUUCGUGUAUCUGUAGCCCUGGCUGGUCAGGUCAUAACUGUCGCACAAAUGUCAAUGAUUGCGUUCAACAUUGGUGUCAAAACGGCGCCACCUGUGUGGAUGAAAUUGAUGGCUAUAGCUGCCUAUGCCCCACAGGAUUUGAGGGUUCCUUUUGUGAAGAGGAUAUUGAUUACUGUGGGGACCAUGAUUGCAGUGAACAUGGGGUUUGUGUGGAUCAGGUGUUGAACUUCACCUGCCGUUGCAGUCUUGGAUAUGAAGGGCCCCUGUGCGAAAAGGAAACAAAUGAAUGCAAUAUCUUCCCUUGUCUAAAUGGGGCCACGUGUGAGGAUCUCGUUGGUGAUUAUCGAUGCCACUGUUACUCAGGGUUUGAGGGGAGGAGAUGCGAUGAAAAUGUGAAUGAUUGCUGGUCACAGCCUUGUCUCCAUGGUGGCCUAUGUAUGGAUCUAAUAAAUGACUACAUUUGUCAUUGUCCUCUUGGAUUCAAGGGUAAAGACUGCUCCAUUGAUAUCGACCUUUGCAUUUUAGGAAUGUGCACUGAACAUACUAUAAUGUGCACAGAAACAGAGGAUGGGCAAAAUGUAUCUUGUGUAUGUGAAAAAGGUUUUGGAGGACCUUUUUGUGAAGUCAAUCUCAACGAGUGUGAGUCAAAGCCCUGUCUGAAUAAUGGAGUUUGCGUGGAUGGCACUGACCUGUAUCACUGCUUUUGCUCAGAGGGGUUUGCAGGAUUGAACUGUGAAAUCAAUCAUGAUGAAUGUGACCAUGGAUACUGCACCAAUAAUUCCACAUGUAUUGACUUGGUUGGAGACUAUGAGUGCAUAUGUCUGAUGGGCUUUGCUGGUAAAAAUUGCUCAGUUGCUCUCUCAGAAUGUACCGAUGAUGAUGACUACUGCAAAAAUGGAGCAACGUGUUUGAACGACAUCACCGGAGAAUUACAUUGCAUUUGCCCACCAGGAUACUUUGGGAGUGACUGCUCUUCAUCUGUAAACCAAUGUGUGUCCAAUGAUUGUGACCCUGACGGGACUCUCCACUGUGAAGGUCUUGCAAAUAGCUACAUGUGUGUUUGUCAACAUGGCUACACCGGUCCACGCUGUGAAACACUCAUUGACCACUGUGUGGAUGGCCUGUGUCAACACGGAACGUGCUUUGAUCUUUGGAGUAGCUUCAAGUGUGAUUGUUUACCAGGUUCAACUGGUCGUUAUUGUGAGCUGAACAUAAAUAAUUGCGAGGGAAAUCCAUGUGGUGUCUUAAGUGUUUGUGAGGACACUCUUGAUAGCUACAUUUGCUUCUGUGCACCUGGAUUUAUUGGAAAUUACUGUGAGAUUGAAGUAAAUGAAUGUCUCAGCCAGCCUUGUAAAAAUGGCGGCUCCUGCGUUGAUGGUGUCUCUUCUUUCAGCUGCCUUUGCCCAGUGGGAUUCAGAGGCAGCUUCUGUGAAAUCAGCGCCAACGAGUGCACGUCAUCACCCUGCCUGCACAAUGCCACUUGUGUUAACCUUGCUCGUGGCUAUGGAUGUGUGUGUGCAUCUGGUUUUACAGGAAGCCGAUGUGAACUUCACAUUGAUGAGUGUGCUUCAUCACCCUGUAAGAAUGGAGCCACAUGCAUUGACCAGCCUGGUAAUUACUUUUGCCAAUGUCUGGCCCCACUUAAAGGUCGAAAUUGUGACUUGUUACCCUGUGAGGCCGGUAAUCCCUGUGAGAAUGGAGCCUUGUGUGUGGAAGAGCUGGAUGAAGACCAUUACCCUUUGGGCUUCCGGUGCCGCUGCCGCCGAGGAUUCAGGGGCCCCCACUGUGAAAUCAAUGUGGAUGAGUGCAGGUCCAAUCCAUGUGUCAAUGGAUUUUGCUAUGAUGUUGUAGAUGGCUUUUAUUGCCUCUGCAGUCCUGGUUAUGCUGGCCUGCGAUGUGAGAAAGACAUUGAUGACUGUGUAAACAAUCUGUGUAGUAGGAACUCAAUAUGUAAGGACCUCCAUCUGAGUUAUGAGUGUGUCUGUCACACUGGUUGGGAGGGAGAGUACUGCCUGCAAGAAAUAGAUGAAUGCUUGUCACAGCCCUGUAAAAACAACGCCACUUGCACUGCACUCAAUGGCUACAAGUGUAUGUGCUCACCAGGCUGGACGGGUGAUGACUGUGCUAUAGAAGUGAAUGUGUGUGAAUCUGAACCUUGUCCAAAUGGAGCUCGGUGUCAGGAGUCACAUGUACCUGGGGAUUUCUGCUGCACCUGCCCCCCCUUUCUCACUGGCCCAUUGUGCAAUCAUCCUUAUGACCCAUGUGAUGCCCUCCACAAUUCCUGCUUGCACAACUCCACCUGCCUGACACGCUCUGAUGGAACGGCAUUCUGCACAUGCCCAGCUGGAUUUGAAGGAAACCAGUGUGAAACUGACACCAAUGAGUGCAGCUCUAAUCCUUGUGGAGACCAUGGCAAGUGCAAGGACUGGGUCAACGGGUACAGCUGUGUUUGUGAACUGGGAUUUUCCGGUCUUCACUGCGAGCAGGACAUCAACGAGUGCUCCUCAGAGCCUUGUCUCAACGGUGGCACUUGUCAAGACCGAGUGAACAAGUUUGACUGCAAUUGUCCUCCUGGUUAUUUUGGACCAUUGUGUGACCUAAGUGGGGAAGAGUGUCGACUCUCACCUUGCAUACAACAGGGGACCUGUACCAACAAGUCAGGGGGUUUUGAGUGUGUCUGUCGCCCAGGAUACUCAGGAGCAUGGUGUGAAGUUAACAUUGAUGAGUGCAUUUCAAAGCCGUGCCAAAAUGGUGGGAGAUGUAUUGACGAAGCCAAUCAAUAUCACUGUGUGUGCCCCGACGGCUUUUCUGGCCCCGACUGUGAGACCAACAUUGAUGAAUGCUUGUCGGCACCUUGUUUUCAAGGGAGCUGUCAUGAUGGAAUCUCUUCCUACACGUGUCUCUGUGAGGCGGGAUGGAGCGGCACCAGAUGUGAAACAAACACUGAUGACUGUGCUACCAGAUUGUGUUUGCAUGGAGGAUCGUGCCUGAAUCUAACUGAUAAAUACUUAUGCACUUGUCAGGAUGGUUACACAGGAAAAUUCUGCGAGUAUGACAUUGAUGCAUGCAAAGAAUUUGGCCGCUUUUGUUCGAAUGAAGCUACAUGCAUUGAUGACAUUGGAUUGAACUUUACUUGCAGCUGUCCAGCAGGUUUCAUGGGGGAUUUAUGUGAAGUGGAAGUUAACGAAUGUGGCUCAUCUCCCUGCCACAACGGUGCCAUUUGCCAAGAUCUUAUUAAUAGCUACGUCUGCCACUGUGGGUCAGGUUGGACAGGCCUUCACUGUGAGGAUGACAUUAAUGAGUGCCUUCCACAGCCCUGCAACCAGGGGAUAUGCGUUCAGCGUGAUCCAGGCUACGGCUACACCUGUUUCUGUCGUCCUGGAUUUGUGGGGAAAAACUGUGAGCACAACUAUGAUGAUUGCCUUUUAAAUCCAUGUCCAGAAGCAUAUUCCUGUGUAGAUGGCAUCAACAAGGUCACCUGCCUCCCUCAUGCAACGGAUGCUGUUCCCUUGGAGACUGUACUCAAGAACAUCACUCGCGGCUUUACACCACGUGUGCAAACACCAACACUCAGCCCCUCACAGACAGCAGAGCAAUCUACAGAAUCAAACAAUGUCCGGUAUUUUGGAAAUUCUUAUCUGGAAUUUGAAGGGAUUGACCUCAGCGCAUUCAACGUCACCUUGAAAUUUCAAACUCAAGUCAACCAUGGAACUAUUAUUUAUGUGGGCCAAGGACCAACUGAGAAAAAUUUUAUUUCCAUGGAACUCUUUGUCAUGGAUGGAAUGUUGCAGUAUGCCUUUUACUGCAAUCAAGAGGAUGAUGUGACAUGGAUUAACACUCAAAUUUAUGUCGAUGAUGGCAAAGUACACAUCGUCAACAUCAGACAGAACCUGGCUCCUUGUGAGGCUGAAAUAACUCUUUCCAGACAUGGGAGAAUCAAAAGCGCAGCAAGUAAUUAUGGUUUGAGACCUAUAAUACAUGGAAUAAACCACAUCUUCACAGGUGGUGUUCCGCAACGAUACUCCACCAUUCAGAGGGCAAAGCCUUUCUUCAACUUUACUGGCUGCAUUGAAAUUGUUGAAUUUAAUAAAGUCAGCCGUUUGAGCACAUCUGAUGCCAUCGCCAGCAGCAAUAUAGGAACAUGCAGUGUUAACGCUACCGGAACUCCUACUCAAGCACCAAAAUCCUCCCAGCAUGAAGCUUGUGGUGAUGGCGUUUGUCUCAAUGGGGGAUCGUGUCAUGAGCUGCAACAACAAGACAAAAAUGUGCCUCCCUGCCAGUGCCCGCUUCAUUUUACUGGAACAUUUUGUGAAAAAGAUUCUAAAGUGUACAUCCCAUCUUUUGAUGGUUCCUCUUAUUUGCAGCUGCAACCUCUUACAUCUAUUCUCCAUACCUCUGACACCAGUAAUAAUGUACCUCCUACUGUCAAGGACACUACUGUUAUUCUCCAUUUGACUGUGAAAACUCGAUCUACGCAAGGCACCAUCCUCUACACUGAGGAGCAGACAUUUGGUGGCACCUUCCUUCACGUGUUCCUUCAAGAUGGAAAUCCCGUUGCUGAGCUUGGAUGUGGUGGUAAACAUGUUCUCAACGUGGCCGCCAGUCAGACCAUCAACAAUAACAAAUGGACGCAAAUGACAAUUCGAUACAAUCUGCCUAACGGCAGACAAGCAGGGUCAUGUAUGAUUGAAAUAGCGGUAGAUAAUGGCUCGGCCCAGCGUCUCCAGGAGCACGUGUCACUGCCCCUCACAGAGAGAACAUUUGGGCCCAUUUUUCUUGGGCUUGUUUCCACCCAUUGGGAAUUGCACGUCGGGUUUGCAAAAGGAGCGAGAUUUAUUGGAUGCAUCCAGCAACUUCAGGUCAACUCAAAGGACGUUUCUUUGGUGGGUGAGACCGUGAGAGGGAGAAACAUCAAGAAUUGUGACCCACCUGUUUGCCAGCACCUUCCUUGUUUGAAUGGAGGGACCUGUGUCAGUGAUGCAGAGGACUGGUUCUGCGAGUGUCCCCCGCUUUACACAGGCCAGCUGUGCCAGUUUAUGACUUGUGACCGCAACCCCUGCAGUCACGGAGCUACGUGCAUUCCAAAGUCACCACUCGAGGCAAUAUGUCUUUGCCCUUAUGGAAAACGAGGCCUACUCUGUGAUGAAGCAAUCAGCAUCACACGUACCAGAUUCAGUGGCACAGAUGCGUUUGGCUACACAUCUUUCGCAGCCUUCACGAACAUUCCGAGCCUCAAUUUUUUCUACGAGUUCCAGUUUAAGUUCACACUGGCCAAUAACUCCUCUGCCGUGAAAGACAACCUGAUUUUGUUCGCUGGGAAAAAAGGACAAGGCACCGAUGGUGACGACUUUCUUGUCUUGGGCUUGCGGAAGGGAAGAGUUCUUCAUAGAUUCAACCUUGGCUCAGGUAUAGCAACAAUCGUCUCGGAUCGACUGAAUCUUCACAUGGACGUCCAGACGGUCACGUUUGGAAGGACCAAUAAAACAGGAUGGUUGAAGGUUGAUGGACAAAGGACCAGAACAGGCUCGUCUCCAGGACCUCUGCAGGGCCUCAGUGCUGUCAAGCUACUCUUUGUAGGCGGCUAUAAUGAGUACACCCCUGACCUGCUGCCACUUGGCUCCAGGUUCCGUCAAGGCUUUCAGGGGUGCAUUUUUGACAUGUACUUUCGAACAAGAAGAAACGGAGCGGUCCAAGUCCUGGAGCGACCAGCCUUUGGGCGAAGCGUGGGUCAGUGUGGGGUCAACGUGUGUGUUCAUGUUCAUUGCAGGAAUGGAGGAACAUGUGUGGACUCUGGUUCAACCGUGUUUUGCCACUGCCCUUUAGGAUGGAAGGGAGCGCUGUGUUCGGAGACAGUGUCGGUUUGCGAUGCCGCGCACACGCCCCCGCCUAUGUGUGCCCAUGGCUCCACCUGCAUCCCUCUUCCAAAUGGAUAUACCUGUCAGUGCCCCCUGGGAACAGCGGGACUCCACUGCGAGAAAGCUGUGAGCAUCAGUGAUCCAUUCUUCAGUGGAAAGCACUCCUGGAUGUCAUUCCCCCCAAUGAAGAUGAGACACAGGACAGUUUUACAGAUGCAGUUCCAACCUUUAUCACCUGAUGGCAUCCUCGUCUAUGUUGCGCAGCAUCUUGGAGACAGAGCUGGAGACUUCCUUUGUCUCUCUUUGACAUCAAGCUUUGUACAGCUAAGGUACAACCUAGGGGAUGGUCCCCACAUCCUGCAGACUGUAACUACAGUAGACCUGCAUGCAAGAAACUGGCACACAGUCAAGGCGGGCCGGAUCGGUCAGCGCGGCUUCCUAAUUCUGGACGGCAAGGAGGUCAAAAAUAAUGCAAGCAAUGGAAUGAGCACGCUGGACGUUGCCACUAACAUCUUUAUCGGGGGCGUCUCCUCUCUGAGCUCUUUGGGUGCGGAUGCCCUCGAAGGGGAACCAAUGGGCUUCACCGGCAGUAUCAGGGAAGUGAUUAUAAAUGGACUUGAAUUGGAGUUGACGGAAAAAGGGGCUCUGAGAGGUGCAAAUGUUGGGGACCGGGAUGGGACCGCCUGCGGGUAUAAGGUGUGCCACAAUAAAGGUCAAUGCAGGGCAACAGGAAGCAACUCUGCCACAUGUGACUGCCCAGCAUCAUGGGGCGGCCCAACAUGUAAUCAGUCUUUAAGUUGUGUCAACAACAUCUGCAAACGUGGUUCCAUAUGCGUGCCUGUUAGUGGGACAUCAUACUUAUGCAUUUGCCCCAUCGGAUGGGGAGGAAAAUACUGCACUAGAGAGGUACCAACUGACACUUUAAAGUUUGUGGGACACUCCUAUGUUAAAUAUGUAGAUCUGAAAUACAACAGGAGAAACUUAAGAUUCAUUAGGCUUUCUUUUAUCUUCCUCACCAACACAAGUGACAGUUUGAUAAUGUGGAUGGGAAAGGGGGGACAUGAAGACGAUGACUUCCUGGCAGUGGGACUAGAGAAUGGAAACCUGAAAUUUGCAAUUAAUCUCGGGGAGAGGAUUUCCCUCCCGGUGACUUCAAAAAGUCAGAUGCUGUGCUGCAACAAAUGGUAUCACGUCUCCAUUUUAGUAAACGGCACUGUGAUUCAAGUCCAUUUGAACAACGAGAGAAUCAUUCUUGAGGAUGUGGAUCCACUUGGGAAAUACGUAGCAUUGAACUAUGGGGGGCAGCUCUACUUUGGGGGAUUUGAAAUGCACACAAAUAUAUCUGUCGUGACAUCGGGGUUGUUUUCAAGAGGCUUUGAAGGAAAACUCAGAAAUGUUUAUUUGUUUGACGAGCGCCUCGUGUUUUUAAAAAACAGCGAGGGCUUUAAUGUUCAUAACGGCAAUGCGUAGCGGGAGAGAAAAUGCAUUGGAUGAGAAAGUUAAACACUCUAAAUUUUGAACAAUUUGAAGUUUUCUAGGAAAAGGAAUAUUCAUAAGAUCUGAGUAUUUGAAGGAAUAUAUGGCGGAAAACACAGACAAGGCUGAAAAAGCAGUUUCUGCUCUUGCCCCCCUCUUUAAAAUACACUGCUGUAUUUUAAGUCAAAAGAACUGCUGUGUUUGAUAGAACAAUAUGUCUAUAUGCUACCAUAGCAUUUUCAUGGCGCAUUAGGCCCCCGAACUAUUUUUAAUUUGUCCGUUUUACCCCGUUUACAGACACCGCGCAACCGCUUUUGUUUCAAUCCAGCCAUAAAAAAAAAGCUAAGUGAUUACCAGUAUAUUUAUUAUUCUAAAUUUCUUUCAUUUCAUAAUUUAACCAUUAAUUGAUCUCUAAUAUUUAGUUUUUAAAAAAUGACUUUAAAAAUUUUUUCACUCCCAAAUUUUAAACUUUUAAACAAAAUACGUCACAAUGAAAAAAAUAGUGUCUGUAAAUAUAAGUAACGGAUAUCAACCUUAUUACUAUCGCUUAAUUGUUUUUUUUUUUUUUUACUCUCGCAUUUUCCCUGAUAUUUUAGAUGAUAAAUAAUCGAUCCAAACAAAGAAAAAUGGAAAAAAAUAAUGUUUAUAAGAGUAAAUAUCUGAAAAAGAAAAUCACGACCACUCCUUGAUGUCUGCAUGUUUGCAAGUUCUGAAUCGCUACCCUUGUUAUAUUACCAUGUUUCACCCAUAAAAUCCCCCCAAAAUCCGACUGUGGCCAUUCACAGCUGUGUUUUGACACUCCAUGAUACAUGCUACAUGGAGUUCUUGGAUCGAAACAAGGUAAGAAUACGAUAAUAUCUCGUUAAAAUCAUGGCGUCUUUAAUUAUCCUCUCUCGUGCUCUCACUUACAGUUAGGGUUUCGCUGUUUUAAAAAAAAAUCUUUUUUUUUCCCCCUCCUAAACUUUCCAAUGAUGUAUCACACAUGCAUAUAGAGCAAUUUUGAAAUUUGACCAA
Corythoichthys intestinalis (scribbled pipefish) is the source of this 10166-nucleotide messenger RNA. It is a transcript of the gene eys, whose product is annotated as eyes shut homolog. Gene Ontology annotation, molecular function: calcium ion binding. The transcript has 51 exons. The record is from RefSeq and is a predicted model, not a curated record. The coding region runs from base 183 to 9146 and encodes 2987 amino acids. NCBI's taxonomy places the organism in Eukaryota, Metazoa, Chordata, Actinopteri, Syngnathiformes, Syngnathidae.